AUGUCCUUUAUCAACUAUCAACUUAAUGACGAUUUGGAAAAUGCACGAGCAACUUAUGGGUUAACAUUCGUAAUUGCGCGCUCAUCAGCAUUGGUUCUGCAUAUUGAUGCUGCUAUGAUCUUGUUUCCUGUUUGCCGAAAUUUAAUUACUAUGAUUCGUGCCACACCUUUAAAUAGGAUUAUUCCCUUUGACAAUCAUAUUGAAUUUCAUAAAGCUAUUGGAUGGUCAAUCGUAUUUUUCUCGCUGCUUCAUACAGUUUCUCAUUGGAUUAACUUUUAUGAAUUAUCCAAGGCAAAUAAUGGUGGUAUAAUAAUGUGGUUUCAACUUAAUUUUGCCACAGGACCUGGUGCUACAGGUUAUGUAAUGUUAAUCUGUUUGUUAGUUAUGGUGGUUACCGCGACAGAAGGUAACAGACGAAAUCAUUUUAAUCGUUUCUGGUACCUUCAUCAUCUUUUCAUUUUUUUCUUUGGUGCUUGGUCUUUUCAUGGCGCAUUCUGUAUGAUUAAACCCGACCGCCCACCAUACUGCGACAAUAUUGCUGCAUUUUGGAAAUAUUGGAUCGCAUCUGGAGUUAUUUAUGUUGGUGAACGUAUUCUCCGUGAAAUACGUGCACAUCAAAAAACUCGUAUUUCAAAGGUUAUCAUGCAUCCUUCAUGCGUUGUGGAAGUUCAGAUUAAAAAGGAUAGUAUUGUAACUAAAGUUGGGCAAUAUAUAUAUUUAUGUUGUCCAGAAAUAUCAUAUUGGGAAUGGCAUCCUUUUACUUUAACUUCCGCCCCUGAAGAAGAUUAUGUCUCAGUUCAUAUACGUGUUGUUGGCGAUUUCACCGAAGCUUUCGCUAAAACGCUUGGUUGUAAUUUUGAUGAAGAAAGAUUAACUAAAAAUAGAGAAAAAAGUCAAUAUGAAGGAAUUGAUAUUUCUUCAAACAAUCCUGAAUUUCAAAACAACCUACCCAAAAUUAUGAUUGACGGUCCUUUUGGAAGUGCAUCGGAGGAUGUAUUCAAUUUUGAGAUAUCGAUACUUAUUGGAGCCGGCAUCGGUGUCACCCCAUUCGCAAGUAUUCUUAAAAGUAUCUG
Molecule: messenger RNA, 1073 nt
Organism: Racocetra persica
Lineage: Eukaryota; Fungi; Glomeromycota; Glomeromycetes; Diversisporales; Gigasporaceae
Source: the annotation of a GenBank genome assembly